This is a messenger RNA of Peronospora matthiolae, 519 nucleotides long. Lineage: Eukaryota; Oomycota; Peronosporomycetes; Peronosporales; Peronosporaceae. The record is from the annotation of a GenBank genome assembly.
AUGCACUCGCGUCGACUCGAGACUUUGAAGAUUGACAUCUCCAAGUAUAGGAGAGUCGAAGAGGACUCCCUCCUGAGAUGGUUCGUCGAACUAGACGACGCCAUAAGGACGCUUCGCAUCGAUGAUGGGGAAAUGCAAGUUGCAUUUGCCCAGUCAAAUCUGGCAGGACGUGCCAAGACUUGGGCUUUGGGACUCAAGUUGCACGAUCCAUAUGCGUUUGGGUCGUUGGAAGUCUUCAAGUCGCGGCUCAGACAAACGUUUGAACCGCCUAGAGCUGAGUUCAGAGCUCGAACCGAACUCUUGAAGCUCAAGCAGGGUAAGCGUGAUGUGCACGCUUACGCGCAACAGAUACGACAUCUCACGAGUUGUAUAAGUUCCAACCCGGUUGAUGAACACACGUUGGUUUCGGUGUUCAUGCAGGGUCUUGUGGAUGGUCCCGUCAAAACUCACCGGCUCCGAUUUGAACUAGAUUCACUAGAACAAGCCAUUUCCAUUGCGGACAGGAAGACUCCAGUCUGA